AACUCAAGUUUGUUGAGUAUGCUGUUCAGCCGUGUCCUUCACCUAGCCUCGAGAGCAGAACUGGAGACAAAGAGGCGGCGGCGCAGGUCCAGGGAAAAGAGCAGGUGAAGACAGAAAAUUGGAAUAUCUUUGUAAGUCACUGGUCUGACGCUUAACUCAACCAUAAUGCCCUCGUCUUAUGAAAACUUGGCUCUAGCAGCUGAUAGCUAAGCCAACAUAUUGUCUCGGAAUCUUGAUCGAAGAGGAUCAGAACUCCCCAAAGAAAUCACAAGUGUCGCCUGUAGUUUUCGUUCUCCAAAAACACAGAAGAGAAGAGGGAGGUUGUUCACAAGUGCAUCUGCACCAGUAGAACCAUCGCCGUUGUUACCUGAGGCUGUUGCGCGGCUGUAACCAGAUUCCAUUUGGAACCAAGGGUCUCCUUUCUGGUUGGUGUAAACCCAUACCUGUGUCACCUGGGUGACCUCCUGCCUGGUGCCUGACUGCUUCUUUCAGGACUUCAAGCGAUGCCAGUCCUUGCAAGGGAAAGACUGAAACGGGGUUAGUGUCUCAUUUCUUUUCUCGUCAGCGACGAUAACGGAUGCUCGUAGAACCAGUUCGUAACUUUAAUGAAAAGAAUUAAACUUGUUUUCUCCCCCUUUCUGGAUUGAUAAACUCAAAGAAAAGAGGUCGGACAAGAUGUUAUCUGUAGAACGCACUUACAUUAGAUAAUCUUGAACGGAGAGUUAUGUUCUCAAUUGAAGUCAGUGCAUGUAUCAAAAUAAGGACUGAACUAUCAUCGGGAAUUUCAGCGAUUGGUCAUCUUAAUAAAACUUCGAUGAAUAGUUUAUAUUUGCACAUUGACAUUUUUGUGAGAGGAAAAGCUCAUGCAGAUGAGAUAGAUAUCAACAUGACUUGUUGUGCUUAGCUAAAAAUCAGCUGGACUAUUCUAAUGGAAUGAGAUGUCUUUUGAGAACUUACCUACACCAUUUUGAAAUGAAAGAAGGAAUAAAUUAAACUCAAUGUGGUGAGUGAGGCACACUACGAUCUCAAAGCAAAUGGUUGAUAAAACGCCCAUAUCCUGUCCAUCGAUCUUCCACGAUCACUGCAAACAUGAAAUGACGUUUGGAUGCCCUGCAAGUGUUCCACAUCGAGCUGGCCAGGAAAACGAUUUCUGUCAGCAAGCUAAAUUAAUGUGCUUUUAGCUUUUACCACUGACACCCUGCGCAAUAUUUGUUUGACCGAAGUGUGACCGAAGGAAGCAUUCUGCGCAAUACAUUUCUGCAAAGCGCGUGAAAGCAGCGAGCAAGAAAAGAACCAAACGAUAAUGGCUUCCUUCUUGUUACUCAUCUCUGGGAUCUUUCUCGUCGUCUCCCUAAGUAUACCAUUAGUGAGGGAGAAACCUUUAACAUCAGAGCCGUCUGGUCACGAAGAUUACUCCGAUGACGAAGGCGACGAUGAUUCAAAGUCAGUGACUCGUUCGCAAAAAUAUUCUACCUUCAAGGAAAGUUACAAACGAAAUGACAUGAAGCAGUUUGCGAAUUCAUCCCAGGACAAAAUUGUUACUUACUUAAAGGAUUUCAUAAGAAAGAAUACCAAAAACCUCUUUGAUGGCAAAAGGUCUAGAGGUACUGGGAAGGGAAAUUCUAACUACACCGGGUCUCUGAACGAAAACGGAGACCAUCAUCAAACUUUCAAGACUUUGGAACAAAAUUUGGACAAUUUCGUGGCUGUUUUUAACACUGAAUCCAUCGCUGAACCGACACCUGAGUUAAUUAGCGUUGGCCAGAAGGGUGUGACACAAGCUUUGGUCACAAUGAAGGACUUCCAUGACAUGAUAUCUUGCAUUUAUGUCAAAGGAUUCCAGAACGACAGGUGGAUUCAGGUAGUGAGCCGUUGCCCUCCGGAAUGGACCAACCAGACCGUGCAAAGGCUUUGCCAAGAGGAAGCGGUCCAAAAUGGUCCUGUGCUGGAGCUUCCAGUCCAAAACGACCAAGGGAUCACAUUCGCCAACCAUUUCUGCGCCGCAUGUCACGGGGUGAGCAAGCUGUUGGAAUGGAAGGUCGGCUGGACGUGUGAUGACACGAGGGUGUUCGCAGCCUCCGUUGGAGGGUACUUCUCUAGCGGCGCGGUCUCAGAGGGAUUCUUCUUAGGACUGCAGCAGGAUCAAUCCUGCAAGAUGACCGUCACGCCACCUAUCGCAAACACCAUCGAGUCCUGCUCGGCGCCACAUUUCAGACAUGGCCCUUCUAUCCCUAUCAACAACAUGCCUGGGACAAACUACCCGGUGUCCUUCAACGUACUGAUGAACUUUGACUUUGCCGGCAAGACUCACAUCCUUUUUGUUGCGGAGUACGAGGAGGAGACAGAGGCUGGCCCCAGGUGCGAACGUGAUGAAGCCUACGAUCCGUUCCAGAACGAGUGUCGCCAGGUAUUCUGCGCACCUGGUCAGCGCCUGGGCUCCACUGGCUGUGUUCCGGAACAGAAUGUCCAUGCCAGCAGUCCUAUCCAUCGAGAGACGCAGGGGGACCUCUCGCAGCUUGCUGAUUCCAGGGACAUCCAGCGUGUGCACAUGGAGGUCAACAUCCCGGCCAGUGAUUUGCUCUUGUUCAAUAUCUCCGGCUACAAUGACUACCUCCAAGAGCAGAUCGCAGCGCAGCUAAACAUUAGUCGUUAUCGAAUCAAGAACUUCGAGGUCUCCUUCCAUCAAGGUAACUCGUCCAGCAACUCAGUCGUGAUCCAGACAAUGAGCAAAGAGGAGUGCCGCGAGGAAGCACUCGAAUGCGACGACAAUGAAGGGUCAUCGAACCCAACUCGUGAUGACCUCAGAACGACAUCGUCUGAGUCGCCGACUGUGUCCGGUUCCAUGACUCGGCCAGACUCGGUCACGAUGCCAACAAAACGACGACAAAGAUGGCGGGGACAACGGCUCGCACCUCACAAAUACAUCGUCUAACCCCCAGGGGUCAUGGCUACGUCUCCUGAUGAUGCGGUCACUGCUUCGUCUCGCGACUACGUGACCACAGCUACGUCCGCAGAAGACGUAGUCACGACUGCGUCAGCGGACUACGUGGUGCGAAUCUCCUUCAUUCUGCAGCCGUCCAGGAAGGGUGAGCAGCGCUCCCUCGAUGUAGUGGAGUCGCUUAGCUCGCUGGUCAGCAAACAACGGUUGCGUCUGAUGAUCAACGGCACGAGCCUGCUGGUGGUCAGCGUGGACAACAACGAGUCCAGCGACACCGUGGAGCCUGCCUGCCCGUACGGACGAACCAGCGUGCAGUCCGGCGACAUGAUGGUGUUACAGCGUUACAACCCAGGGCUCGGCAACACCGAGACAUUACUGUACGUCAACAACACGGGUAUCAUGUACCCGACUGGCAAGUUUGAACUGACCGUUGGUAUUGAAGGCAGCUCGCUGUCAAUGAACUACAGCGAAGCGAUCAGGGUAGCCGUUGUGUGCGACAUGCCGCACAUCGCCGCCUCACAGUGCCUUCGUAUACAACUGGAGCGGUCCGAGUACGAGUGGGACCCGAGAGGAAAGGAGCUCCAUUUCCAGAACCAGAGCUAUAACUUCUCGUCCUUUGAGGUGGUCAACGAGAGCACUGGCAGAGUGGAAAUUUGUGUCCCUGACACUUACGCGAAAUCUGUGGCACCCGAGAAGUCGAGACGACUCAGCAGCUGCUACGUCAACUACGAGAACCUCCUGAAGGCGGAGGGAUACAUGACGGCAGUUAUGGGUCGAGUCUCCAUCGUGGCACUGGCCAGUGUGCUCAUUACCUACUGUCUCUUUCCUAAGCUUCGGAACCUGCCAGGGGUGAACAUCGUCAACCUGACGACAGCUCUCUUUAUCGCUGAGAUCAUAUUUAUUACGGGUGAAGACAUUCAGACUCGCUGGCUGUGUAGCGCCACCGCGGCGGCCUUGCACUACUUCUUCCUGGCCUCGCACUGCUGGAUGAAUGUCAUGAGCUACGACGUCUUCCGCACCUUCACGUCCAGCGCGUGCAUCUUGACCCGCAUCCGCGACAAGGGCAAGUACCUGCCCCGCUACGCGCUGUACGCUUGGGGCGCUCCGCUCCUCGUCAUCGGCGCCUGCGUCUUCAUCGACUUCUCGCACGUGCUGCCCGGCAUCAACAUCGGCUACGGUGGCACCUGGGCCGUGGCGCACACACACGACCCGUGGCCGCAUCCAACCAACGCGUCCUUGGCAACCACCAUCGACAUGGCGGCUGCAGUCGACCACCACUUUGGUGGCUGCCACGACGAACAGAGGCAGCGGCGCGCUUGGGAAAGGGAUGUGAUGGAUUCGAAAGGCAACGGGAAGGAGAGAGAUGACCACGAGGUGGCAGCGCACCCCCCGAAUGAAACAGACUUCCGGGACGAUAACGCAUUCAAGAUGCCGGAUCGCUCGUGCUGGAUCCAGCAGCCUUUGGCGGCUUUGUUCGCCUUCGGGGCUCCCAUCCUGAUUAUCUUCCUCGUCAACUGCUUCCUCUUCGCUCGGACAAUCCUCAGCAUCCGCCGCACGGCGCAGCUGGCAAAGCUCAGCACGCGCAGGUCGUCAGUCCGUAACCUGUCGGGCCGCAGUGACGUCAUUCUCUACGUCAAGAUGGCCACCGUCAUGGGGUUCACCUGGGUCUUUGGCCUGGCCUCCUCCAUCAUCAGCGCCGUGGUUGACGAGCCUACCUCCGAGGUGUGCAUGGUGCUGCAUGUCUUGGGAAUCCUCUUCCCCAUCAUGAAUUGCUCGCAGGGUCUGUUCAUCUUCUUCGUCUACGUCUUCAACCGCCGCGUCCUCCGACUGUACAAGGAAAAAGCAGUGGAAGUUAGGAAGAUGUUACUGGCGAAAAAACAGAAUGUAAAAUCGGCCAAGCCAUCCAGAUCCAAAAAUACCAUUGCAUAUAUUUACAAAGAGUAAUAUUAGAAAUUUUCUAUGUUUACACACACAUAUAUAUAUACGCACACACAUAAAUAAAGUGGAGAGAUAUUGACACAUUCUCAGCUGUAUAUAUAUAUAUACACACACAUACAUAUACAAGUAUAUAUAUCUCUUAAGUAGGCAAAAAUUUAAAAAUUCCCAGCUGAAAAUUUCUUGACUGACGAAAGGGGUAAUGGGAAAUGCAAAUGUUUAAAAGAUUUCCUUCAUUCCUGGCUGUUUGUGUCCAGGCUGGCCUCAAAGUCCUCUGACUAGAGAUUCCUUCGUGUAAAUAUAAUUCAUGAAAACUUCUUUUUUGCGUUUUCCACCAUUCAAAAAGCACGUUUAAGCAUGUGAACGUGUUCUGUGGGCAAAUCAGUGAACAAAACUAUUGUCUAUGAGUUGCCGUGACACACCCUGACAAUACAAAGACGAUCUCAGAGGAUCUGUCAUACCAGGAACAGGCUCGCAUGUACGUGAGACUUGUAAAACAAGAAAUAUCAGUCAAUGGAAUGAACAUGGAGUGAACGCGCCUGUGAACUAACUCUGAUUUGACGAAGACUAACACAAGGGAAAGAGAACUUUAAAAAAUCGCACAAAGGAAAGUAGUUAAGUCUCUUGCUCAAACGUUUUUUCCCAUAGACCCGUCAUCUUGUGUUUGUCUACAAGACAAUAUCUGAGCUAUAGGGCAUUUUUUAAAUGAAAAAGGAAGAAACAUACUUUUAAAAAAUAAAUAAUUUCUAUGGUACGAUCAAUGACUUCUACUGAAUAAGACUUCUAAAUAUAAAAAUGUCAUACAGGUACAGGGAAUGUAUAUUUACCCAGUAUAUUUGGAAUUAAACAUAAUCUCAUCAAUAUUCAAGAUUUUCAAUUGUUCGAUGAUUGAAAAGUGCUAUACCUCUUAUAUUUAAUAUUAACAGUCAAUUGUAACACGAAGACUACUUGUCUAAACUCUUGUCAGUACAAUGUACAGUGCAUGUGAGUUUGUCCGCUCGCCUUCAUUUCAAAGUCAAUUGGUCAGACUGAUUUUUUUAAACUUUAGAAUCAGGCGACUGGACAUUAAAUCACCUGAUAUAUAUAAUUAUAUACUUUGAGGUGUUUGUGAUGGAGACGCCUUUCCAUGAUUCAGUGCUUUUUGACAGCUGUAUUGUAAAGAUUUACCUUUUUAUACGAUCUUCAAAAGGAAGGAAUUCAAGAAAUAAAAGAUGAAAAUUUUACUUUUGACUUCGCUUCUAUC
Molecule: messenger RNA, 6116 nt
Organism: Pomacea canaliculata
Lineage: Eukaryota; Metazoa; Mollusca; Gastropoda; Architaenioglossa; Ampullariidae
Biological process (GO): cell surface receptor signaling pathway; G protein-coupled receptor signaling pathway
Cellular component (GO): membrane
Molecular function (GO): G protein-coupled receptor activity
Source: RefSeq, a predicted model, not a curated record